Perkinsus marinus ATCC 50983 is the source of this 825-nucleotide messenger RNA. RefSeq lists its product as hypothetical. Gene Ontology annotation, cellular component: nucleus. The coding region runs from base 16 to 783 and encodes 255 amino acids. The record is from RefSeq and is a predicted model, not a curated record. The transcript has 7 exons. Lineage: Eukaryota; Perkinsozoa; Perkinsida; Perkinsidae.
AGUUGACCACUCAUCAUGUCACCUCAAGUCCUACUCGAGCAGCAGGGUCGCGAGCGUGGCCUGUUCGUUGACUGUGGGGACAUAGUCCAGAACGGUCUGGUCGGUGUUGCUAGGGAGAGGUUCGGCAUUCCAGAAGAUGUUGAUUUCGAGCUGCGAUACGGAGGGUUCAUCGGCGGCGCCCCAGUGGUUACUGUUGCCUUUGGGUCGGGGUUGGUAGGCGGAAAGGGUGGUUUUGGGUCCUUGUUGAAAGGCCAGAAAGGACGUGGUAAGAAGACGACCAACUUCGAUGCCUGUCGGGACCUCGAUGGCCGUCGAAUACGUCAUUCUAGGAUGACUGAGAGGAUACAGGAGUUCGAGGAGAGGCAGAGGGAAGACGACGAGCUGGUUGCAGCGUUGAAAGGGCCUGAAGAAGACAGUGCUACCAAGGCCACUCGAAAGGCGGUGGAGAAGGAGGUCAAACUGGAUAAGGAAUACACUAAGGCCUUGAAGGAAUCUGGGAGGGACCGGUCAGACCUUAUCCGGAAGGGUCUCAAGAACAGUGGGCUUACUCCCUCCGAAGCCAUAGCAGGAGUUUUGGCUCCUUCCUCUAGCAGUAGUUCUAGUAGUAGCUCGAGCAGACCUAAGAGAGCUAUUGAAUUAGAGAAGGGCGAGAGCGAGGGAACUCCUGUGAAGAAGGCGGCUAAGAAGGACAGUAUGGCCAGAUUUGACGCCAUGCUGGGCCUUGACGGUAGUAGUGAUGAGAGCUCGGAUGAUGAUGAUGAUGAGGAGGAUAAGACCGACUAGGACUUCGAUCGAGAAGAUUGUACUGUAUCAUAACGUUGAAAC